CCACCGCGUGCAGCGCUGCCUUCGGUCAUGGCCGCGCACCGUCAGGGCACCGAGUUCGAUCUCAGCUGGAUCUCCAGGGCGCAGGUGAAUCAGCCCGCCGUCCUGCGGCGCGCCGAGCAGGUCCAGGCCCGCCGAGCGGUGAAGAAGGCGUGGCAGGCUGCAUGGCUCUUGAAAGCUGUUACUUUUAUAGAUCUCACUACACUUUCUGGUGACGAUACAUCCUCCAACAUUCAGCGGCUCUGCUACAAAGCCAAAUAUCCAAUCCGAGAAGAUCUCUUAAAAGCUUUAAAUAUGCAUGAUAAAGGCAUUACUACAGCUGCUGUGUGCGUUUAUCCUGCCCGGGUGUGUGACGCCGUGAAGGCUCUAAAGGCUGCAGGUUGUGACAUCCCUGUGGCAUCAGUGGCCACUGGCUUUCCAGCAGGACAGACUCAUCUGAAAACAAGGCUGGAAGAGAUCAGACUGGCCGUGGAAGAUGGGGCUAGGGAAAUCGACGUGGUGAUUAACAGAACCCUGGUGCUGACGGGCCAGUGGGAAGCCUUGUAUGAUGAGAUCCGCCAGUUUCGCAAGGCCUCCGGGGACGCUCGUGUCAAGACCAUCUUAGCCACCGGAGAGCUGGGCUCCCUCACAAACGUCUAUAAAGCCAGCCUGGUAGCCAUGAUGGCCGGAUCAGACUUUAUUAAGACAUCUACUGGAAAAGAAACAGUAAAUGCCACCUUGCCAGUAGCCAUAGUCAUGCUACGGGCCAUUAGAGAUUUCUUCUGGAAGACUGGAACCAAGGUCGGCUUUAAGCCCGCAGGAGGCAUCCGCACCGCCAAGGACGCCCUAGUGUGGCUCUCGCUCGUCAAGGAGGAGCUGGGCGAUGAGUGGCUGACGCCCGAACUCUUCCGGAUAGGUGCCAGCUCGCUCCUGUCAGACAUCGAGAGGCAGAUUUACCAUCAUGUGACUGGAAGAUACGCGGCUUACCAUGACCUUCCAAUGUCUUAAAUCAGGAAACAGCUCCAGGGAGAAGUUGUGUGCAACAAAUGAAAAUUAAUUUUUGCAUAAUUGCCAAGAUUAUAUAAUGUAAAAAUAAGGGGAUCGGUAACAAGCUGAUUUUUUGCCUUAAAUUUUCCACUAAACUCAGAGAAUGAAAGGGGAAAAAAAAAAAAACUAAUCCACAUGCAGUACUCAUUCUGGGCACAUCUGAAAUGGUCUUAGUGAAUAGCAGAUAUACACUUGGUAUUACUUUUUGUUAAAGUUUUCCCCGAGAAACUGACUAAAAUGUGCAUGCACGCUUGGGCCACAUCCAAUUCUAAGGGAAAAACAAGUGAAACCACCCAAGAAGUGUGCGGCAUGACAAGACACAUCAUGCCUUCGCAGCUGGCGCGGAGGUCAGGAGCUGCUGGCUCUGCACCGUUUCCUGUCGCGGGCACGUGCCUUUAGUCUUUGCCCUGGCUGUGCUCCUAGUAAUUGUUCUGUGAAUGAGAUUUCUGGCAUAUGCGGAACUGUCAAGACCGUUGAAUUCUUCAAGUACAAAAGUCCCUGUGUUGCUGUAUUCACUAGGUUUUCGGAAGACAGGCUCUCUAUGUAGUCUAGCCUGGCCUGAACUUUCAAAUCCUCCUGCCUCAGCCUCCAAAGUUCUGAGAUUACAGGUGUGUAUCUUACCUAACCCGACUGUUUAUUUUUUGAAAACAAAAACAUCUUAAAUAAUAACAGUUCAUUGUAGAGUUAUUCAUUGAGCAUUGAGAGAUGUUUGAUCAACAGCUCCCUGAAUAGUAAGUUCCUUGGACAUUUAUCUCAGAUAAAGUACCUCAGAACAUUAUUGAUGAAUAAAUUAUGUGUGUAUGUCAUGAAAUUCAAGAUUUUCUGGUAUAGUGAAUAAAAGAAAAACAAUAAGCACUAACAUAGCA
This is a messenger RNA of Jaculus jaculus (lesser Egyptian jerboa), 1889 nucleotides long. It is a transcript of the gene Dera, whose product is annotated as deoxyribose-phosphate aldolase. Lineage: Eukaryota; Metazoa; Chordata; Mammalia; Rodentia; Dipodidae. Gene Ontology annotation, biological process: deoxyribonucleotide catabolic process; carbohydrate catabolic process. The coding region runs from base 28 to 984 and encodes 318 amino acids. The record is from RefSeq and is a predicted model, not a curated record. Gene Ontology annotation, molecular function: deoxyribose-phosphate aldolase activity. Gene Ontology annotation, cellular component: cytoplasm. The transcript has 9 exons.